AUGGCGAACGAGUCGACGCCUCUGAUCCAGACGGUCCGCGUCGGGCCUCGCACUCGGAAGUACCCCCACAGCACCUGGCACCGCUUCUUCAUCAUUGCUAGCGCUUCCAUCCUCAUCACUGGCUUCACCUCAUUCAUGAUCCAUGCCACUUUCAUCUGGCCAUACGAAUAUCGCCACGGACACCGCAGCCGAUACGCUGGCUCAAUUGCCAACGGCUUACCCCACGAUGAGCUGGAGUCCAUCAUCCUGGACACCCCGUCUAGUGACAAGGCCGCCGAGUGGCUCGAGUACUACACCUCGGGACCCCAUCUCGCCGGGAAGAAUCUGUCGCAGGCCGAAUGGACGCGGGAUCGCUGGCAGGAGUGGGGUAUCGCAUCUGAUAUUGUGGCGUACGACAGCUACCUCAACUACCCCCUGGACCACAGUCUCACCCUUCUGAGUAAGAACAAGAGGAAGUCGUCCAACGCCGGCGACUGGGACGUCGUGUUUGAAGCCUCGCUGGAGGAGGAUAUCAUUGAGGAGGACCCUACCUCCGGUCUCGUGGACCGUAUCCCCACAUUCCACGGCUACUCAGCCACCGGCAACGCUACGGCAUCCUUUGUCUAUGUCAACUACGGCACCUUCCAGGACUUCCAGGAUCUCAUCGAUGCCGGUAUCGAUCUUCGGGGGAAGAUUGCCAUCGCCAAGUAUGGCGGCAUCUUCCGCGGACUCAAGGUCAAGCGCGCCGAGGAUCUCGGAAUGGUCGGUGCUCUGAUCUACAGCGACCCAGGCGAUGACGGCGACAUUACUGUCGAGAACGGAUACGACUACUACCCCAACGGACCAGCUCGUCGCCCCAACAGCGUCCAGCGUGGAAGUGUACAGUAUCUCAGCAUCCACCCCGGCGACCCCACAACUCCCGGAUACCCAUCUAAGCCAGGAGUCCCCCGCGCCCCAGUUGAUGGCGCAAUCCCCAGGAUUCCUUCCAUCCCCAUCUCCUACACUGAUGCACUCCCCAUCCUGAAGGCUCUCAACGGCCACGGUCCCAAGGCGACCGACUUCAACAAGUACUGGAACCGAAACAACGGCCUCGGCUAUCUGGGCGUUGAAUACCACGUCGGUCCCUCUCCAGAUGACGUUGUCCUGAACCUGAACAGCCAGCAAGACUACACCAUCACUCCCAUGUGGGACGUCAUUGGCAUUGUCAACGGAACCAUCCCUGAUGAGGUGGUGGUCGUGGGCAACCACCGCGAUGCCUGGAUUGCAGGCGGAGCUGCCGACCCCAACAGCGGUUCAGCCGCCCUCAACGAGGUCAUUCGCAGCGUGGGCACCGCCAUAGAUGCCGGAUGGAAGCCUCUACGGACCAUCGUCUUUGCCAGCUGGGAUGGCGAGGAGUACGGACUGGUGGGCAGCACCGAGUGGGUCGAGGAAUACCUGCCGUGGAUCAAGAACGCCAAUGUAGCCUACGUCAACCUCGACGUCGCCGUCUCAGGCCCCAACUUCGCGGCGGGUGCCACGCCGACGCUCCACCAAGUCUUCCGCGACGUUCUGUUCAAGGUCCCGUCGCCGAACCAGACGGUCGAGGGCCAGACUGUCGGAGACCUGUGGGACGGCACCAUCUCCCCACUGGGAAGCGGCAGCGACUUCACCGCAUUCCAGGAUUACGCCGGCGUUCCCUGCAUGAACCUGGGGUUCAAUGGCGGAGGCAAGGACGCCGUGUACCACUACCACAGCAACUACGACAGCUUCACCUGGAUGAGCAAGUACGGCGAUCCUGGGUUCAAGUACCAUAAGGCCAUGGCUCAGGCGAUGGGCCUCGUCAUCACCACUCUCGUGGACAGCAUAGUCAUUCCGUUCCAGGCCGCCGACUACGCCGAGGCCCUGGAUACCUACCUGGACAAGAUUGAGACCAAGCUGGAUGCGGCUACCAGAGAGCACGACGAUGACGGCGAGUCCGAAUCCGAACAAGACGUCUUUCUCGUGCGAGGGCAGGUUACGCCCGGUGCGGUGACGGGAAGCCCCGACGCCCUGAGGGAGAGCCUGUCGGCCAUCCGCAGGGCCAUUGCGGCCUUCCGCAUCAAGGCGCUCGAGACGGACGAGCUGGCUGCGUGGGUGAACGAAGAGCUCGAAAAUGGCAUUCCCUGGUGGAACUUGGUCAAGAAGUACCAGCUCGCCAAGGCUGUUCUGAGCCUGAACAACAAGUACAAGUAUCUGGAGAGGGGGUUCCUCUUCGAGGGCGGACUCGACAGUCGCAGCUGGUUCAAGCACGUUGUCUAUGCGCCGGGGCUGUGGACUGGGUACAGCGGUGCCGUCUACCCCGGACUCACCGAGAGCAUCGAUUCCAAUGAUUACAGGAGGGGUCUGAAGUGGGCUGGGAUUAUCGAGGUGGCCAUCAACAAGGUUGCAGCUAGCCUAGGUUGA
This is a messenger RNA of Geosmithia morbida, 2400 nucleotides long. RefSeq lists its product as uncharacterized. Gene Ontology annotation, molecular function: carboxypeptidase activity. Bases 1 to 2400 code for a protein of 799 amino acids. The record is from RefSeq and is a predicted model, not a curated record. The transcript is spliced from 4 exons. NCBI's taxonomy places the organism in Eukaryota, Fungi, Ascomycota, Sordariomycetes, Hypocreales, Bionectriaceae.